Molecule: messenger RNA, 1458 nt
Organism: Fragaria vesca subsp. vesca
Lineage: Eukaryota; Viridiplantae; Streptophyta; Magnoliopsida; Rosales; Rosaceae
Product: probable pectate lyase 12-like
Exons: 4
Coding region: 1-1458 (485 amino acids)
Molecular function (GO): pectate lyase activity
Source: RefSeq, a predicted model, not a curated record
AUGCUAACCAGAACCUGCAUUGCCCUCAUCUCUCUUCUCGCUUCAUUCUCUCUUGCUAAAGCAGCCUACCUCAACCUCACUCUUCCAGGCCAACAUCCCAACCCAGAGGAAGUUGUUCAAGAAGUUCAUAGGAGGGUAAAUGCUUCUGUAGUAAGAAGGGAAAUGCUGCAAGUAACCCAGAGAGAGCAGUUCUCUUCAUGCUUAACCGGGAACCCUAUCGACGAUUGCUGGAAAUGCGACCCGGACUGGCCCAACAACCGUCAACGCUUAGCGGACUGCGCAAUCGGGUUUGGUCAGUAUGCUCUUGGAGGCAAAGGUGGGGAGUACUACAUUGUCACUGACUCUUCCGACGAUGAUGCCGUGAAUCCAAAGCCGGGGACUCUGAGAUACGCCGUGAUACAGCCGGAACCAUUGUGGAUUGUGUUCCCUAGCAACAUGCUCAUCAAGCUUAAUCAGGAGCUCAUCUUUAAUAGCUACAAGACUGUUGAUGGGAGAGGAGCUAAUGUUCACAUUACGGGCGGGGGAUGCAUUACUUUGCAGUACAUAAGCAAUGUCAUCAUCCACAAUGUGCAUAUCCACCAUUGUGUUCAGUCAGGGAAUACAAAUGUGCGGUCAAGCCCAACCCACUACGGCUACCGCACGAAGUCGGAUGGCGACGGCAUCUCCAUCUUCGGGUCCAAAGACAUAUGGGUCGACCACUGCAGCCUAUCACACUGCAAGGACGGUCUCAUCGACGCCGUGAUGGGUUCUACAGGCAUCACAAUCUCAAACAACUACUUCUCCAACCACAACGAGGUAAUGCUCCUCGGCCACAGCGACGACUACUUGCCGGACUCCGGCAUGCAGGUGACCAUAGCCUUCAACCAUUUCGGGGAGAAUCUAGUGCAGCGCAUGCCUAGGUGCAGACGCGGCUACAUCCACGUAGUGAACAACGACUUCACUGCAUGGGAGAUGUACGCGAUCGGCGGGAGUGGGAACCCUACGAUAAAUAGCCAGGGGAACAGGUACACUGCGCCGACGAAUAGGAACGCCAAGGAGGUGACGAAGCGGGUGGACACGGGGGAGGGGCAGUGGAGAGGGUGGAACUGGCGGUCGGAGGGGGACAUAAUGGUAAAUGGAGCCUUCUUUGUGGCGUCCGGCGCCGGUGUGGAGAUCAAGUACGAGAAGGCUUACAGUGUGGAGCCUAAGUCAGCGGUGCUUAUUGACCAACUAAUCAUGCACGCUGGUGCUCUUGGUGUUGGUGGCAGGGACAACAACCUGGGGAAGUGGAACACAGGCCCGAACCAAGGCUUCGAUUCAGGGCCGGAUUAUGAGGAUGAAAUGUCCGGAAGCAGCACCAACAUGCCAAUGCAGCCGCUUUCAUCCACCUCUACUCUCUUUACCUUUUUUAUCCCAUUCUCGUGCUUGUUGUUUUUGUAUAUCAUCCCUGACUUGCAUUUGAUCGCAAUGAGAAAUUAA